Messenger RNA from Nicrophorus vespilloides, 2544 nucleotides. Its product is annotated as glutamate--cysteine ligase catalytic subunit. Gene Ontology annotation, biological process: glutathione biosynthetic process. The transcript is spliced from 7 exons. Gene Ontology annotation, molecular function: glutamate-cysteine ligase activity. Lineage: Eukaryota; Metazoa; Arthropoda; Insecta; Coleoptera; Silphidae. The coding region runs from base 360 to 2270 and encodes 636 amino acids. The record is from RefSeq and is a predicted model, not a curated record. Gene Ontology annotation, cellular component: glutamate-cysteine ligase complex.
AUUAGACAAAGCUGAGAGUUGUCUAACCUAUAAAUUAUUAGUGAUCUGCACUAUUGUUUACAUUAUGAUUGAUUGAUUGAUGGCUCGUGGGAAAUGUGGGGAUGGUGGUUACGUAACGUGACUAAAUUGUUGUUGUUGGCGUAAUCGUGGUGCUGGUAAUGAAUUCAAUUCAGUCCAGUCGGUAUUUGGCAACAGUGCGUGCAGGUCGUUUUGUCAUCUGACGACGACGACGUUCAAAUAAAUACACAUACACACAGAAAAUUAGCCUCUGCUGUGGACUUCGAAGAUCCAAAACAGCGUCCCAUUUAUGACAUAGCAUUGUGUUUGUAUUGUACUGAUCAAUACACUGCACUGAAGACAUGGGACUCCUCACCAUCGGCAACCCCUUAUCCUGGGAGGAAACUAAGAAGCUCUCUGACCAUGUACGCAAGCAUGGCAUCAUUCAGUUCAUCAACCUGUACAAGAGGCUGAAGGACAGGCAAGGGGACAUCCUGAAAUGGGGUGAUGAAGUUGAAUACAUCCUUGUUAAAUUUGAUGAGGAAGCCAAGACAGCCAAGGUGAGCCUGAGAGCAGUUGAUAUUCUAAAUAUCCUACAAGAACGUGAAGAGGCUAACCCAACUGGAGUGAAAUCACUGUGGCGCCCUGAAUACGGAGCGUACAUGGUAGAAGGGACUCCAGGUAAACCGUAUGGCGGCCUUUUAGCCCAUUUCAACAUCGUUGAGGCGAACAUGAAAUACAGACGUGAAGAAGUUGAGGAGCUACUGUUGGAUGGGGAGGCCCUAAUGAGUAUCACCAAUUUCCCAAGAUUGGGCUGCGAAGACUUUUCGUUUCCAAUUGCGAAACCUACUCCGGAUCAAGGUGCGACCAGGUCUUUGUUCUUCCCGGACGAGGUGAUCUAUCCUGGUCAUCCUAGAUUCAAGACACUUUCACAGAACAUUCGUGAGCGGCGAGGAGAGAAGGUCGCAAUCAAUAUUCCAGUUUUUAAGGAUGAGAAGACGGUGAUCCCCGUGGACGAUUCGCAUCUGCGAAGCAAAGCGGCCUUACCAGAUCACAUCUACCUGGAUGCUAUGGGUUUUGGGAUGGGCUGCUGCUGUCUGCAGUUGACUUUCCAAGCGUGCAACAUAAACGAGGCCAGGAUCCUGUACGAUCAAUUGACGCCGCUCUCCCCAAUCAUGUUGGCAUUAACCGCGGCCGCCCCAAUCUUCCGGGGUUUCCUGGCGGACAUCGAUUGUCGCUGGUACAUCAUUUCUGGUUCCGUGGAUGAUAGGACGCCAGAGGAACGAGGUUUGAAACCGCUGAACAACAAUAAGUUCGUGAUCGGCAAAUCGCGCUUUGAUUCUAUCGAUUCCUACCUGUCGCCGCAGGGCGAGAAGUACAACGAUGUACCGUUGACGUACGACAAGGAAAUCUACAAUCAGCUGAGAGAAAACGACAUAGAUCAUCUUUUGGCGGAACACGUCGCGCAUUUGUUCAUCCGGGAUUCAGUCUCUUUGUUCACGGAGAAGGUCAAUCAGGACGAUGAGCAAGACACAGAUCAUUUCGAGAACAUUCAAUCGACCAAUUGGCAGACGCUGCGCUUUAAACCGCCUCCCCCGAACUCGACGAUUGGUUGGCGUGUGGAGUUUAGGCCGUGCGAGAUCCAGAUCACCGAUUUCGAGAAUGCGGCCAUCGUUUGUUUCGUUGUACUUAUGACCAGGGUCAUCCUGAGCUUCAAGCUCAACUUCCUGAUACCCAUCAGCAAAGUGGAUGAGAACAUGAGGACGGCCCAAAAGAAAGGCGCUUGUUUGAACGAGAAGUUCUGGUUCCGCAAGGAUAUCACAACGCAGAUUAGUCCGCCCGAGGCGAACGAAUGUUGCAAAGGCGCUUCGAACGGAUCCAAUUGCGACGUUUUUACUAAAAUGACGGUCAACGAAAUAAUUAACGGAAAGAAUGGAGAAUUUCCUGGUCUGAUCCCGUUGAUCAAUAAUUAUCUGAGCGGAAUGGAGGUUGACGCUGACACGCACUGCACCAUUCAAAGGUACUUAAAGUUUAUCCAGAGAAGAGCGAGUGGCGAGAUUCUAACCACGGCCUCGUGGAUCAGAAACUUUGUGACCGGUCACGAAGACUAUAAGAUGGACUCAAAAGUUAGUGACCGUAUCAAUUUUGAUCUGCUGAAGACCGUCAAGGGUAUCCAAUCCGGGAUGAUCGCUUGCCCCGAACUUCUGGGUUACUGUCCCGUUUCCAAAACGGUGGAGAAGAUUCCUCCAGCCAUGUCAAAGGUGGCUGGAUGAACUAAAUUUAGCGUAUCACGUUGAUGGAAAGAAUAUAUUCUAUAUUUUUUUAAUAGAUCAAUUUUUUAUAUAAAUACUAUUAUAUUAAUCCACCAAUUUUUAUGUAGGUUUUAGGCUUUGUUAUGUUUGCUUCCACUUGUGAAUUAUGAACAGUAUUUUUUUACAAACUACAACUGGCAUUUAUUAGGAGGGUUCCACUAAUGAUUGAUUUCUUUCGAUGUUGAACAUAUGUUAAGUGUAUGCUACUUGCAUCAAAUAAACAGUACAUUUUAAA